AUGAAGUGUGGGGCUGUGGAACGAAGCGGGGAGCAAGGGGGCCGAGAUUGGUCCAAACCCAUCCAAAAGAGCAGAGAAAUCGAUACGGACGGGGACAUGGAGACACAAGCGCAGGAGCUGCGGGUUUGCACGAAGAAAGGCAAGUGUCCACGGGAGGAGCAAGGCAGUGGCAGGGUCGGAUACAAGCUGGGCAACACGACAAUCGGCCAUGGGUCUACACUACGGGCUACGGAUAAUGUGGCUACCCAGUUGGCUGUCAUUACCUUUUCCCAGGACUCGACUGAUACUACUCCGUACAUAUGUCUCAGAGGGUACUUCGUCAGCUACCCGUACGGGUACCCGAGCGAGACGAGGAAAAAAUGCAGGGUAAAUGAGAGAAUCAAUGUUCAAUGUAUUGUCUACUGGAUUGAUUCGCCUUUGCGACUUACCAUGGAACUUACCGUCAUAGCCCAUCAGGAUGCCUCAAGACAUGGCCAGAUUAUUUCCUUCACUAACAGCAGAGUCUCUAUGAACACAAUCUGCCAGGAUCAUGAGCAGGAGCUGCUUGCUCUUCCUGUUGCUUUCUUCUACCCCUGGCACAUCACACGCGAGCAUGCUGACUUGGUCCACUGGAUCGGUUUCUUUGAUCAAACGAACUCGGACUCCGGAGCGAGCAACAGAAGAUGCGUGUUUGGUGUCAAGUCAGGGGGGACUUGGUCUGCUCCGUGGCCCGUUCAUCAUCGGGCCCGUGUCUUAUCGAAAGUUGUUGUUCUGCAGCAUCUCGCGGCAGUUCGACUUCACACAAGACAAGCAAGCCCUAGGUACACUGGGAAGCCACACAAGAUGAAGAGGAGCGGUGGCGGCGGCGGCGGCGGCGGCAACACAGCAUCGUGCAGAAAACGAAUAAUGUACUUCUCGGUCGUUGUCAACGAUUUCCUUUCUCUUUCACGAAGCAUCGCGACAGCAGACACCAGAACAUGCGCACGGAGUACCAUGCAGCUUAGAUGCCUCACGCCCAGCAUCGGCGUCAGUCAGCAAUGGAAAUGCCAGAGUGAGAGUCAGAUCCAGGUCCCGGAGAGAACUGGCGAGCGCCCAGUUCAACCGGAUCUUUUCCGUGCACGUGACGAUCCGAUCCUCCACCCCGGUCUAACACUUACUCCAGACUCCAGUAUCCUCUUUCCCUUCCUGCACCGUGUAUGUUCGUGGUUUCCGAGGCUUCGACCGACCUUGCCUGCUCCACACCACCAAACCGCUCUGCCCGAUGCACUCGGGGAGUCGGGGCUGCAACUGACACGGCGUUUCGUUUCGUUCGACAAAUUAUCUGACCUCAACCGUCUUUCCUACCGACCUUUCGCGGCGCCUCGAACCGCGGUUCACACCCUCAACAACCUGGGGCACAUGGGAUCACUGCCGCUUUCGGUCUCCACGCAAUAUGACGGGAUGGUUCGCAAGAGUCGCGUUCAACGGGGCAAGCGAUACAGUCCAGCCUUGCGCUCGGUCGAUGCUCUGAGCCCAAGUCAACCUGUUAGUCUGCGUAGACCAGAUCUCGCAGCAUUCCUCGGCCAAGGAAUGGCUCUUGGUCUCUAG
Molecule: messenger RNA, 1566 nt
Organism: Colletotrichum lupini
Lineage: Eukaryota; Fungi; Ascomycota; Sordariomycetes; Glomerellales; Glomerellaceae
Exons: 11
Coding region: 1-1566 (521 amino acids)
Source: RefSeq, a predicted model, not a curated record